Lutzomyia longipalpis is the source of this 4023-nucleotide messenger RNA. RefSeq names its product histone acetyltransferase KAT7 (gene chm). Gene Ontology annotation, cellular component: nucleus. NCBI's taxonomy places the organism in Eukaryota, Metazoa, Arthropoda, Insecta, Diptera, Psychodidae. Gene Ontology annotation, biological process: regulation of DNA-templated transcription. Bases 162 to 2732 code for a protein of 856 amino acids. The record is from RefSeq and is a predicted model, not a curated record. Gene Ontology annotation, molecular function: zinc ion binding; histone acetyltransferase activity. The transcript is spliced from 8 exons.
GUCCGAAUUUGUGUUGGCUUUUGCAAAACUAAAAGAAUUUUCUGGUGGUUUGUUUAUUUCAUCUUUUCUGCAUUUUCCCGGAAAAUCUCUUUGCCCAAAAGUAUUUCAGUGUUGAGGAUGGAAGCAUAAGUCUGGAAUCGGUGUGAUUUGCUGCUUGGAAAAUGUCUUCGAGGAAGAAGUCCACAACAAGUACUGAGUCCUCUGGAUCUAGUUCAGAGUCCUCCACAACAAGUGAGGGCAGUUCCAGUGGUUCCGAUUCAGGUUCAACAAGUUCCGAUGAUUCCGACACAUCCAGCUCCCAGCGGAGUAGGGCUUCUGAGUCCGGCUCAGCACAGCCGCCAGAGCCCCCAAAGAAUGAGACAAAGGGGAGCCAGGCAACAAAAGUAGCGCCCCGUCGACGAAGUUCUGAGGUUAUUAAGGCACAGCAUCAGAGCAAGUCGGAGGAAAAGCCUCCUGCAAAUCGUUCAAGGGAUCGCCUGGUGUCUGCCAGUGCUACAAAGGUGAUGCAGCAGAAGGUGGCAAAGAAUGCUAUGUACUCAAGUGAUGACGAUGCUUCACCGCCGAAAAUUCCGCCUCCGGGAAAGAAAGCCGGAGGGCAAGAUGCGAGCAAGAAGAGACCUCUGCCGCAGUCAAAUCGCCCUAAAAAUGUUCCAAGCAGCGUUUCCGGAGCUGUUCCACCUAGUACUGGUGGGAAAGCACCUCCGUCUGUCCUGAAGCAGCAUCAGCAGUCAAUGGGAACCCUCUCGAAGGUUGUAACUGGGAGUAAAUCCAUCGUUGGAGGUGUCAAAUCUACCGCACAAGCACCCAAAACUGCACCUGAGAAGCACACAGGGCAGUCGUCAAAGGUCAAGAAGAAGAGUAUCUUCUCUCCGGAUAAUUCAUCAGACAGUGAAGAUGCUGCGGCGGGAAAGAAUUCCCGCCAACCUGCAAAGAGCAAACAAGUUGCAAAGCCAGCACCGCAGAAGGUUGGCAAAGCUCCAAUAACUCCGGCAAAAACCACCCGGAAGAUGUCGAGUAAGAGUUCAGCUGAAUCAUCGGCAACGAGCACCACCACAACGGAUGAUUCGAGUGAAAGUGACAGCGAGACGGCCAGCAGUGAGGAUUCCAGUCCACCAGCGAAGAAAAUGGCUGUGAAGAAGACGGCACCGAAGGGUACAGGGAGUGUCAAGCCUCCCGAGGAGCCUGGGAAGAAUCACGUGAAUACGGAUUCAGAGCCAGAACCCACGAGUAAGCCCACAGUGGCCAGGAAGCUGACAAGAUCUUCGAGUACGCGGAAAUCGAAGCAUCUCACGGGGAAGGCUCCAUCAGACACAGAUUCUGAGGUGGAUGAGACAAAGAGGCAGUCAUCGAAGAGCCCCGUGAAGAAGGCUCCUGUUGUGUCGAGCAAGGGAAAAGCAAAGAACACCACAAAGCGUCAGGAUACGGCCAAAGUGAACAGCAACACAACUCCACCGGCACAAAUUGAACGGAAGUGUCCCUUUGAGGGAUGUGACUCUUCCGGACACCUCGGGGGACAGUAUGAGAAGCAUUUUACAAUUGAGGCAUGUCCACUGUAUCACAAUAUGACCCCUGCGGAAGCUAAACUUGCCUUCGUGGAGAGGAGGAAGCGCGAUGAGGAGCGCCGGAAGGCAAUGGCAGCGUAUGAUCCCACCAAGAAAGUCCCAACAGCUGAGCAAAAGGCUUACCUGCAGAAGAUCCGGGAGAGCAGGGCUAAGCAUAAGAGUGUACCCAUGGGAAAUUCUCAUCCACCUCUUGGGGACAAGAAGAAGGAACCGAAUCUCACAGGAAUCGUCUCAGAUUACGAUCUCCAGCUCUUCCGCGAUGCUCAAGCGCUUGCAGCUGAAAAUAUUGAGAAUGAACUGAAAGCCCUGCCAGCCAGCAAAGGUACCAAGUACAUAUCCAUGGGCAAGUACAAGAUGGACGUGUGGUACCAAUCAAAGUAUCCCGAAGAUGCUGCAAGACUGCCCAAACUCUAUCUCUGCGAAUUUUGUUUGCGCUACCAAAAAUCCGAAGUUGGCAUGAAGAGACACGCCGCUAAAUGCGUCUGGAGGCAUCCACCUGGCGAUGAAAUCUACCGCAAAGGGAAGCUGGGUGUGUGGCAAGUGGAUGGGCGGAAGAAUAAAAUCUAUGCACAGAAUCUGUGUCUCCUGGCAAAAUUUUUCUUGGAUUACAAAACUCUCUACUACGAUGUUGAACCUUUCCUUUUCUACGUCAUGACUCUUGCUGACUCUGAAGGAUGUCACACCGUUGGAUAUUUUAGUAAGGAGAAAAAUUCAUUUCUCAACUACAAUGUUUCUUGCAUUUUAACCCUUCCACCGUAUCAGAGGAAAGGCUAUGGACGGCUUCUUAUUGAUUUCAGUUACCUGCUGACGAGAAUUGAGGGCAAAAUUGGAUCACCUGAGAAACCACUAUCGGACCUGGGCUUAAUUUCCUAUCGAUCGUACUGGAAGGAUGUUCUUCUUGAUUAUUUAUGUUCACGCAGUGGCACCCAGUUGAGCAUCAAAGACGUUUCACAGGAAAUGGCUAUCAAUUCAUAUGACAUCGUGAGUACACUCCAGGCUCUCGGUAUGAUGAAAUACUGGAAGGGAAAGCACAUUAUUCUCAAGAAGCAGGAUGUCCUGGAUGAUUAUGCGGAACGCGUGAAGGGACGUGGGAAUGUAUUAAAAAUCGAUCCAGAGUGUCUUCGGUGGACACCAUUUGUGUCACCAACACUCACCGGACCGACAUCCUAGCGUUCAGCCACAACUGCAAAUUCAGCCGCAAAUGCAUCCACCCACUCGGCAACAUCGGUAAUUGCAUCGUCCACAGCCAAUUCUUUCUCACUCUACUACUACUACUCCACAAAUGGUGGACGUCUACCACCCACUGAGAAUUGUAAAUCUUCCACCAAGUAGGGAUAGGAUGUCGGCUAUGCAAUCAGAUAGACGUGAAAUUGGUCACCAUUCUGAGGCUCAGGAUGGCUCACAUUAUAUGGAAUCGAUGGAGCUGGCGCUUAGGUAUGAAUAACAAUUGAUACAGGCCCCUGUCCCCUCUCCCCAUCGGAGAUUCUUGGCGCUUUUACGAUGAAAUUCGCGUAGCUUCACAUAUUUCUUCUCGUUUUCUGAGAUAAUUUCUAUAUAGCACUGUGUAAGAUUUCUUUUUUUUUUCGUAUUUUAAAAUAUGACCAGAAUGUUUUAUCUGCAUGUUGUGCAUAAAAGUUCAAAGUGUAAUCGUGCUAGAGUAAUAUUAUUAUACUCCAUAAUAAUCCAUAUUAUAUAGGGUAUAUAUGUUUGUAGGUGGGUUACCUAAUGAGUAUAUGUGGUAGAGCAGUGGACAAAUGUAUUAGUACUCAGCAUAGAUUCCCUCGGCACAAACUCCCUUAGCUCACCUUUGUAUGGGAAUACAGAAGAAAAGAAUAAGAAUCUUCACCCUCAAUGAAUAGCUCCAGGUAACGUCUCACCUGUAUAAAGAUACAUUGAUUAGGGUCCGGUGAGGGAGGAGCAAAAAAAAUUUCCCAGUCGCCAGAUGAGCACGGAAAAUCCCCAGAAGAUCGCACGUUGCCACACGUGGGGGGAAGAAAAGUAGCCGCAACUCCUUGUAGGAUCCUCCUGGAUCCUUGAUCCCAAUUUCCAGUGAAACACAGCACUUUUUGUCACCACCACCAACUUUAUUUGAAUCACAGAGUUAAUUUUAUUUAAUAAUUCUACAAUUUUUCUUUAACAAAUUUGGAGCUCUUUUCACACAAUCAGCUCGGGAAGGGUAACAGUAAAGAGAUCACCUCUUGGGUGCGAGAGAGAAAAAUGUGUGAACAUUAUGCGGCUCCGCCGCGGAGGUUGCAAUGAUAUUCAAAUGCAACGGUUGGUAUAACAAUUCAUUUUGGGGAUUACAAUUCAAUAUUUCAUGAAAUUUAUAAUGGGGGAAAAUUAUUUCAGAAAUUUAAAGGGAAAAUAUCAUUGGGAUUUUCAUGUGCUCACUGGCACGGGAACAAUGUUAUUAAAUUUAUGUAGACGAAAAACAGAUUAAAGGAAAUAAAAUUAAUUAAUU